This is a messenger RNA of Physcomitrium patens, 1185 nucleotides long. The record is from RefSeq and is a predicted model, not a curated record. Lineage: Eukaryota; Viridiplantae; Streptophyta; Bryopsida; Funariales; Funariaceae.
UGCGCACUGCAGACUGCGGAUCUCCCAAGUCACUGUCCAGAAGAUUUUUGGGCCACUUCCAGGCUGGAGCAUCUGAGGUGAAUGAAAGCGACUCCAUUCUCGCCGAGGGGUGCAGAGAAUCGUGCAUUGAGCAGUGCGAAAUGGGAACAGAAAAUUGCACUGCUUGUAAGCUUUCAUCGCCCUCACGCGGACCUCUCUUCGGUGGCGUGCCGGGGCUCCCCGACUCUCUGCUUCACUGCCCCAGACUUCGUCUUAGUCGUCUCCGGCUACUCUACCGGGUGCUGAGAAAUGUGAGAGGUGUUGCGUGCUGUUAACCCACUGAGCGCAUGUAUGCUUUUAUUGUACGAGUGAAGCGAACGUUUGCGAAGGUUGUACUGUGCGCUGCUGGUAGCGAGAGGAUCCGACAGCACCGUGGAGGGAGGCUCGGACCUUCUGUUUUUCAGUUUGGAGCAGAGUAAGGAGUAAGAAGGAAUAGCCGGUUCUUGAACGCUGAUGUUAAAUCUGUCCUCUUGAGAUUGGAUAGUGUCUCACCUUCUAAGGUGGGUGCGGGAGAUGCUGGGGUUUCAUUACUGCGUCAACGUCAGAAACUUUUUGCCGUCACAGCAGAUUUUACGGGGACAGCAGACGGACUUGGGAACGCUUUUCAGCGUCGGUGGCUGCUUGCACCGUCGGCUGUGUGAGCUGUCUGGGCGUUCGACGUGUGGGUUACUGCUCGUCUUGCCUGGGCCGUUGGGUGUGUUUUGUCUUGUGUUCCAGGCUCUAAGUCCCGAGGUCUAUCUCUGUUGCAAUCGGAGCUUGGCCUCGAAACAGGCGUCAGGGCGGGGAUAUGGAGCCUUCUACCGUAACUCUGGUCCCAUGGUUUAUCUUAAGUCUCCUGGACUGCUUCAAGGCCUGCAAACUGGAGUAGCUGUGCUAUGUGGACGGGGAUGGGGCCCCCACAGCCGGUCUAAGAACAUGUGUGCCGUGCCCGGAGCAAACAUUCAGCAUGGAAUAGUAGUCUGGAUGGUGGGAAGGGAGCUCGUGGUGUGGGGAACUUGGGAGAAUGAGGUCCUCUGCUUGACGUUGCGGUGGUCAUGGGUCUCUAGUGCUGGCUCUGCUGACAUCGCCGUUGGAGCGAAGUGCUCAAGUUUGUUUUCUAGUGCAAGAAGCUCAGUGUUUCUGCAGGUACGGAAUGUUGGAUUUUGA